AUGCUCUAUAUCGUUCGAUACGCCAUAAAGUAUGUGAUUUCCCUAUUUGCACGGAAGCACAAAGUGCAUGCAUCUGCAAAAACACUCACUCUGUACAGCCAGGAAUUUGAAAACUUCUGGGAGUCCCUCCCCUACUACACCUACAACAAACACAUACCCAAAUCAACAGUCAACUCUGAUGAAGGCUGGUUCAGCGAUGCAGGCUGGGGCUGCUGUGUGCGCUCCACGCAAAUGGCAGUGGCUAGGGCUCUGAUACAACUAAACGGAAAAGUUGACGGAUUGUUUGACGACUUCAUGGACGCACCCCUGGGGAUACAGCGCUUCUAUCAAAUUGGAACGAAUUGGGGACCUACAUCUUGUGCCAGAACGAUCGCAAAUCUGUCAAACUCAGAACCCUCGCUAAACAUUCCUUUUCUCUGUUUCCCAGACGGGAUCAUCGUCACAGAAGAUAUCGAAUCCGCAAUGUCCAAACACAGCCGCUUGGUGCUCCUAGUGUCACAAAGACUUGGAACUGAUCACUUCAACACGACACACGUUGGAACUCUGAGCUCACUAUUCAAGUGCCCAGAGUUCUCAGGGCUGAUAGGCGGAGACCUUUGGGGAAGGGGGUACAUGUUUCCCGCGGCAAAUGAAACAUUUCUCGUUGGUCUAGACCCGCACUAUAUCCAGAAUGUAAAAAAAGAUGUUAGGUUCCAAGGCAAGAAGCCCAAAAUUUUGUUUUGGGAACGGCUUAGUCCAACAAUAACACUUGUUUUCGCCAUUAAAACAGACACACUGUCGAAUAUCAUGGAAUUCUUCCGAAAAAUAUCUAACCUGCGCUAUCCCCCCUUUGAACUGACUCAGCGAAAGCCGCAGUACUGCUCGACGGACGCGGAUAUCAUAACCCAAUUUUAG
Molecule: messenger RNA, 894 nt
Organism: Babesia microti strain RI
Lineage: Eukaryota; Apicomplexa; Aconoidasida; Piroplasmida; Babesiidae
Product: autophagy-related protein 4
Exons: 7
Coding region: 1-894 (297 amino acids)
Molecular function (GO): protein-phosphatidylethanolamide deconjugating activity
Source: RefSeq, a predicted model, not a curated record